CCAUCUGUCAAUGCCCUCUCUUGUAUAGUCAGUCUUGCUCUGACAGAGUCGUUUAGCGCGGGAUUCUCGAGUUUUUAGUCGAACUCGAACACGUCGCACCUAACGAUUCGCGAGAUAAGGUCCCGCGUUCGGUCGGUUUGCGAAAGAUAGAACAGAUUUGCGGCGGAACCAUCGGGAUUUCACGAGUCUCGAUAAUAGCAACUUUCGCGAAAUCGUUGUCACGGCUGCCUUGAAAAAUCAUGAUCAAGAAGCUGUGGGUCAUCCCUCUUAUCGUCGGCUGCGCGAUAGCUCUCUCCUCCGAUUCCAACCCGGAAUACGUGAAGCAAUGUUCCAGAAGCGAUCCCAAAUUGAUAAAUUGUCUAAUUGACGCUCUGCACCAUUUGCGACCUUAUUUGAGUGUCGGAAUACCCGAAAUCGAAUUACCUUCGGUAGAACCAUUCCGUAUGGACGAGCUGACUCUCUCUCUGACAGGUGGUGUGAACGGUUAUAAGAUUCAGCUACGCGACCUUUACGUAAAAGGGGCAAGCAACUAUAGCGUAGAGGAUAUUAAACUUGGCUCACCUUUUCAAGCUAUUGUACGAAUGCCAGCCCUUGUACUAGACGCGCAUUAUUCCAGUUCCGGUGUAUUAAUAAUAUUACCUGCAAGUGGAAACGGCACGUUUCACGCGCGCUUUGGCGAUGCUACGGCUCUAGUCAAAGGAACUGUAUCAACGAAAUCGCGAGAAGGAAAGUCAUACUUGAACGUUGACAACCUUGAUGUAAUUCUCGGAGUGAAAGAUGUGCAAAUGCGAGUCAGCAAAAUCUUCAAAAACAAUCGAAUUCUCACCGAGGCGAUCAAUCUCUUCCUUCGAGAAAACGGACAAGAGGUACUAAAAGUGAUGGAACCGCAGCUGAAGAAAAAAUUAUCGGCGCUCUUCGCCGGAAUUGUCAAUCAACUGUUACGACACGUACCAGUGGAAACGUUCCUUAUACCCUAAGACAUAUAUACCUAUAUCGCAUCAUCAUUAGCGAUUGUUGUUUUUCUCUCAAACAAUCUAUCUCAAAUACGCACAUACAUAAGUAAAGCUGAACAAUAUAUUAUAGCAUACAAAAUAAAAGGUAUCAGGCUUAUUUAAAUUAGAAUUAAAGAGGCAUUAAAUUUAGAAUUAAAAACGUGAUUUUUUAACUGGGCUUUCAAUUUUUAAAUAAUAGACUGUGAUUUUAUUCUGGCGUUUUAGAAAAUUUAACAUACAGCAGGUCUCAUGUAGUAUAAUUCAUUUAUUUUUUUUACGAAAAAAUUAUUUAAAUAAUAAAGCUGAAUAAAAAUUGCCAUCAUUUUAAUCGACGAAAACUUAUACAGUAUGUGUAAAUUUAAUUUAUAUACAAGAGAUUUUUAAAUCCGCUAAUUAAAAUGCUGCAAUGAUAUAAUAAUAAUGUGUCUAUUUUUGUGAUUAUUUCUUUAUUUGAAAACAAAAUGUUGAUUAUCAUUCUUGUUCAAUUACUAAAUUAAUAUAUUUUAUUUAAUUCAUGGUUGUGCUAAAGAAUUAGAAUAUAAUUGAGACAUAGUCCUAGAUACAAAAAUAAUAUAUAUGUUGACACAUAUAA
Messenger RNA from Nylanderia fulva, 1584 nucleotides. Its product is annotated as Juvenile hormone binding protein 1. The record is from RefSeq and is a predicted model, not a curated record. Gene Ontology annotation, biological process: multicellular organismal reproductive process. Lineage: Eukaryota; Metazoa; Arthropoda; Insecta; Hymenoptera; Formicidae.